AUGGAUUGCGACCUCUCAGAGGAGGGGGUAGAGUCCUUCCACUCGAUAUACGAACGACUGUCAUCAUACUUAGUGGAAAAAGAGGCUUAUGAUCGAAUCGCGACCUUGGAGGUCGUCGAUGAAGAGCUCUCUAAUCAAGAGCGAGAGGACGAAAUAGACAUUCAGCUUGCUCCGGCAGCGCUGGACGAUACACCUCCCAAAGUCAGAGACCCUAUUAAGAAGAUCAAUCUGGGAACAGUGGACGAGCCAAUGGAAGUGGCUAUCAGUAAAAUCCAACCCUUCUCGCCAUUGCUGAAGUUACAGGGGCAGAAUGAGUUCGUUUGGGAGCCUAAACAUCAAGAGGCUUUCGACAGAAUUAAGAGCUACCUAGCGAGCCCACCAGUGCUCAUUCCGCCGAGGGCCGGAUUUCCAUUGAAGUUAUAUAUGUCAGCGGCCGAAGCUUCUAUUGGCAGUUUGCUCGCUCAGGAUGAUGAAGCGGGUAUUGAGCAUGCUAUAUUCUACCUAAGCAGGACACUGACAGACUGUGAGACAAGGUACACUCCUAUGGAGAAGCUGUGUCUGACUUUGUAUUUCUCAGCAUGCAAGUUGCGGCACUACAUGUUAUCCUUUACUACCUGCAUCAUUGCCCAAACUGACUUGGUCAAAUACAUGCUGUCGCGGCCUAUUUUAAGAGGCCGCAUUGGCAAGUGGGUACUGGCCCUUUCCGAGUUUUCAUUACAAAACUUACCUCAAAAAGUUGUAAAGGGCCAGGCCAUCGCGGAUUUUCUGGCACAUCAUCCUAUGUUGGAGAUACCCGCGAUGAAGGAAUUAGAAAUAGCGUCCGCCACUGCGAUUCGACCAGAUUUGGCUCGCAUCCCAGAGUACGCAGUAUGGUACCAAGCCACAAUCUCCUUGCAACCCUGGGCAGAAUACGAGGCUCUUAUUAUCGGGCUUGAAGUUUUAUUGGAGCUAGGGGUGAGGGAUGUUCAGAUCCGCGGCAACUCUCAGCUUGUGAUAAAUCAGCUUCAGGAAAAAUACAGAUGUGUCAGCUGGUUGCUCGUACCGUACUUGAACCGCGCCAUUGAGCUUCUGGAUCAAUUUGUCAAUGCCGAUUUGGAGUACAUCCCUCGCGAGUGCAAUUUCGCGGCCAAUGAGCUCGCUCAACUGGCCACAGGUGUUACAUUGAAGUAUGGGGUUCGCGAGCGUAUUCUGAAAGUUGAACGUCGCACACUACCCUCAUGGCUCGCACGGCCUGAUCCGCCUGAUGACCUAGUGGUCGCGGUGCUAGAACCUAUUGAUGUUGAUUGGCACAUCUUGUUGAUCGAUUAUCUCAAGCGACCAGACCCCACAGUCGACAGGAAGAUUCGCUUUCUCGCCUUAAAUUACUUCCUCAGGGGUGAUAAGCUGCGACGACGUGAGGAAGAUGGCAUAGACUUCCGUUGUGUCUAUGGCCGCAAAGCAAAACGACUAAUGCGUGAAGCGCACACAGGGAUAUGUGGAGCUCAUCAAGCGGGACCUAAGAUGCGAUGGCUUAUUAGGCGACAUGGUUAUUACUGGCUCAGCAUUUUAAAGGAUUGCAUUGCAUUCACCAAAGGAUGUGAAGACUGUCAAGCACAUGGUCUAGUCCAGCAUGUCCCCAACAUUCCCAUGCAACCUAUAAUUAAGCCUUGGCCUGCACGCGGCUGGGCAUUGGACUUGAUUGGGAUGAUCCACCCCCAUUCUUCUCUCCAACAUAAGUUCAUCAUCGUGGCUACUGACUUCUUCACCAAAUGGGUCGAAGCUGAGCCUUUAAAGGAGGCCUCUGGCACCACCAUUCGCUAG
This is a messenger RNA of Rosa chinensis, 1800 nucleotides long. RefSeq lists its product as uncharacterized. The record is from RefSeq and is a predicted model, not a curated record. NCBI's taxonomy places the organism in Eukaryota, Viridiplantae, Streptophyta, Magnoliopsida, Rosales, Rosaceae. Gene Ontology annotation, molecular function: RNA-DNA hybrid ribonuclease activity; nucleic acid binding. The transcript is spliced from 3 exons. Bases 1 to 1800 code for a protein of 599 amino acids.